UGUGUGUUGGGGUCUCAGCUGCCGCUUGCCGCCUGCCGUGUCGUAGAGUCGUUUUGUUGGUUGUCGCGUUCGUGUGCGCGCACAGAAAACAGCAGCAGCAGCCAGCAGUAGCAGCAAGCAGCAGCCAGCAGCAAUCGCAGUCGCAGUCGCAAUAAUAGCCACAAUAUAGUAUUCCGCUGAAAUCCCCCAGUUCCGAAUCAUCUGCCGCUGCAGUUGCAAGUCAAGUGGAGUGCGCCGGCCAUAACUCAACUCAAUAAUCAUACAAUAUAAUCAUAAGCAACAGCAGUUGGCUGUAUUGCAUUUUGUUAAAUCGACGAUGGCUGUGUGGAAUGCAAUUUGACGAUUAUAUAAUUAAUACGAUGUUGGUGCCUUCAAAAUCCAAUAAGUAUCCAACAACAACAACAACCAAAAAAAAGUAACAACAAAAGUUAACGCAACGUUUUUAAAACACUAAAAAUAACAAUAUAAUUAAUCCGCAAAAAAUAAAAUAAAAUAAAAUAAAAAGAAGCAACACAAAAUUUGUUAAAAAAUUUCUAACCAAAAGUGGCCUGCAAAACGAGGAGGAGAAAGCAACAACAAAAGAAGCAACCAAGAAAUGUGAUUCCCAGUGUGAAAUGUAAACAAAAACGUGAACAAUUCUGUUUGAUUGUUAGCCAAAGCAAAGCCAAGGCCAAAAGCAAACCUACAACCAAAACCAAAAGUAAACCAAAACCCAAACCAAAAAAAAAAAAACACACACAGAAUUAAUCAUAGCAAAAACCAACCAAAAGCAGUGGAAAAAGUUCAGUAGCCAAAUGGAAAUCAAGGAAUCAUCAAGCAAAUCAAACAGCAGACUAGCAGCAGCAGCCACUAGCGUGGCCAAUGAUUAAGGGCCGGGAUUGUUAGCCGUUCCGUAGUAAUCGUAGCAGCAUCCCCCCCUCCACCACUCCACACCACACCAUACCACACACGCCGCCCCCUUUCGCCGCGCGCCAAUGCCCGGACAGCAGACGUUAGCGCAACAAUUAUAGAGUAGCAACAGAGCAGCAGACAACACACCAGCCCCCCGCCAAGACACAACCCCAACCCAUCCACACACACCAACCCUCACAUCAUCAUGGACAUCAAGAUUGAGCAGCAGCAGCAGCAACAGCAACAACAGCAGCAGCAGCAGCAAGUGGAGCUGGGUCCCUGCUCACCCUCGGAGGUGCCCAAUGAUCCUGGCAAAAUGUUCAUUGGCGGCCUCAGUUGGCAGACGAGUCCAGAGAGUUUACGCGAUUACUUUGGACGCUAUGGUGAUAUCUCAGAGGCUAUGGUCAUGAAGGAUCCCACGACGCGUAGAUCCAGAGGCUUCGGCUUUGUCACAUUCAGCGAUCCAAAUAGCGUGGAUAAGGUACUCACCCAAGGCACACACGAGCUGGAUGGCAAAAAGGUCGAUCCAAAAGUAGCUUUUCCGCGACGUGCACAUCCCAAGAUGGUGACGAGAACGAAGAAAAUCUUUGUGGGCGGCCUCUCGGCGCCCACCACGCUGGAGGAUGUGAAAAGUUAUUUUGAACAGUUUGGUCCGAUCGAGGACGCCAUGCUGAUGUUCGAUAAGCAGACCAAUCGGCACAGAGGUUUUGGCUUCGUUACAUUUCAAAGCGAAGAUGUGGUAGACAAAGUUUGCGAAAUUCAUUUCCAUGAGAUAAACAACAAAAUGGUCGAAUGCAAGAAGGCGCAGCCAAAGGAAGUGAUGCUGCCGGCCAACCUGGCCAAGACCCGUGCGGCCGGCCGCUCUGCUUACGGUGAGUUGGUAGUCUGGGGCAGCCACGCCAAUCAGGCGGCGGCGGCGGCCACGUCCGCUGCUGGCCUGCUGCCAAGUAGUUUAGCCGCUGCCGCCUCCGUGCUGCAGCAGCAUCAGCAGCAGCAGCAGCACCACCACCACCACCACCAGCAGCAACAACAACAACAGCAACACUCACAGGCACCACAACACACACACCCACACGCACACACACACACACACCCACACCAUGCCCACCAUCAGCUGCUGGGCGCCGCGGCAGCCGCCGCCUCGCUGCGUUACUCCCCCUAUCCGCUGCCCGCCCACCUCUCGGCGGCCGCCCUUGCUGCAGCCGCUGUGAACCAGCAACAGCAGCAGCAGCAAGCGGUGCAGCAGCAGCAACAGGCGGUUGCCGUCGCCGCCCACCAGCAGCAACAGCAGCAACAACAACAGCAGCAGCAGCAGCAGAGCCUCGCCCAAGCGGUGGCCGCUGCUGCAGGUGCCACACCAUCGCUCAUGCCCCUUUCGAGUACCGCCCCCACGGGCGGGCACUCUCUGCUGCAAUACGCAGCGGCAGCCAAUGCCAGCCAGAGCAACGCCGCCCUGGCCAACUCCCUCUACGCGGACGCCGCUGCCGUGAUGGGCUACAAGCGGCUGCUGGCCGCCGCCGCCGUCAGCAGCGGCCUCAGAGGAGCGCCGGGCGCCACUCUCAGCGCUCUGACGGCGGCAGCCAACACACCCGCAGCGGCAGCAGCCGCAGCCGUGGCCCAGCAGGCGCAGCUGCGUCAGAACGCGGCACUGGCAGCGGCCCACUAUCCGCUGAGCGAGCUGCUGGCGAUGCCGGGUGGCCUGGAGAUGUCGGGCGCCAAUUCGGCGGCGGCAGCGGCAGCUUCGCUCUACCAGCUGCCCGGCAUGUGACCGCCCAGGCAGCAG
Messenger RNA from Drosophila obscura, 2674 nucleotides. It is a transcript of the gene Rbp6, whose product is annotated as RNA-binding protein Musashi homolog Rbp6. Gene Ontology annotation, cellular component: cytoplasm. The record is from RefSeq and is a predicted model, not a curated record. Gene Ontology annotation, molecular function: RNA binding. Lineage: Eukaryota; Metazoa; Arthropoda; Insecta; Diptera; Drosophilidae. The transcript is spliced from 10 exons. Bases 1097 to 2659 code for a protein of 520 amino acids.